AUGCCACCACCUUCACUACAUCAUACAGAAAUUCAACAAUUCUUUCUCUUUGUCUGUAAAAAGCAAAAGAAAUUAAAAGGAAAGACAGUUGAACUAAGUGUCUUUCUUGCUGAUGAUCAGCGAGGUUUGCCAGGAGGUCCGGGGAGCAGUAUCGUGCGACCCCGCCCUACCUUCAAUUCAUGGGCUGAUGAGGUGGAAAGUCAGGACCCAGAUGGGGAUUAUCCAGAGGUUCCUUAUAAAUCUGUCAUUGAUCGGUCUAUGUUGCCGACUGCUCCACGAGCUGCUCGGGGCCCUGAUAUAGAUUUGGAAACUGUCCCUAAACAACCUCCCUUUGUUGCUUAUAUUGGAAACUUACCUUAUGAUACUGAACAGGAUAAAAUUUACAAGUUCUUUAAUAAACUCAAGGUGACAAAUAUUCGAUUACCAACUGAAAAAGGAAAGUUGCGAGGAUUCGGAUAUGUGGAUUUUGAAGAUAGAGAAUCCCUUAUUGAAGCCCUGUCAAUGAACGAUGAUAUGAUUCAAGGAAGAAAAAUACGGAUUGCUCUUUCAGGAAACAUGGAUCGUGAAGAUAGGAGAGGUGGUGCAGAUGACCAAAUAGACAGAACAGAUUGUGACUGGAGACGUGGUGGUGGUGGUGGUGGUGGUGGUGGUGGUGGUGGUGAACGUUCCAAUGAUGGAUUUGGUGAUCGUGAUGGAGGCCGUUAUGGUGACAGGGAUCGUGACCGUGGUGGAUUUGGCAGUGCAGCUCCAGAAUCUGGGCGUUGGGAACGAAUGGGUGGCCCAAGCCAACAUGAAAAGUCUGAGCGCUAUGAAGCUGCUCCGUCUGAUGAUAAUCAGAUGUGGGACAGAGGUUACACAGUUGAUUCUUCCAGAGGUGAUCGUUGGGGUGACCGAAAUGAUCGGUGGAAUGACCGCCGAGGUGGUGAUGAAAGAUGGGGUGAUCGAAAUGAGCGAUGGAAUGAGCGCCGUGGUGGCGAUGAUAGAUGGAAUGACCGAAACGAGCGGUGGAAUGAGCGCCGUGGUGGCGAUGAUAGAUGGGGUGACCGAAACGAGCGGUGGAAUGAUCGUGGAUAUGGAGACCGUGACCGUGGUUAUGGUGGUGGCCGUUACCGAGAUGAUGAUAGAGGUUAUGGAGGCAGGAAAAACUAUGGUUCUGAACGUAACUAUGAAAGACGCGGUGGUGGUGGUGGUGGAGGAGGAGGAAGUUAUAGUGGUGACAGGGCUUUUAAUUCAAGCCGUGAUUCAAGUCGUGAACCUCCCAAAGACAGACCAAAAUUAAAUCUACAGCCUCGGACAAAACCUGUGGAGACUGUUCCCGAGAAAACAUCUUCUAUAUUUGGUGGAGCACGUCCAGUUGAUACAAGCCAGAGAGAGAAAGAAAUAGAAGAAAGACUUCGCAAACAAGAAGACAUGUUAAAGACUCGAGAUGAAGAAAAAGAGAAUCUUGGUAGUGGCAGCAAUAAAAGGCUAGAAUCUCUUGGAAAUUUUGAUCGUCCAUAUCGAGCUGAAGGUGACAAGGAAUCUUCAAGAAGAGAAAGGAGGCUUAGUAGUAACUCCAGUCAAAGUAAAGGAAUAAAACCUGCACCAUUAAACCAAAGCAGAACUCGUCGUGACAGUAACAACUCUAACACGUCUGAGGUUUAUUCUGAUGAAAAAGAAGAGAAACCUGCUCCACCUUCUCCAAGGAAAGAAGAUGCUCCUGCAAAAAUGGUACCUGCACCUCCACCCAAAGAGAACAUUUGGGAGAGACGAAAAACAGAACAGAAGAGUGGAAAAGAUAAUUCCUAUAAUGAGGAUAGGAAUUAUUAUGAAUCCUCAAAUAAAUGGAAGAAGAACCAGAUGGACUCAAACAGAGAAAAUGACAGGAGAUCAAUAUCGACUGAUGAUGAGCAUAAACGUGCAGGCAAACCUGCAAGUGAGAAAGGACGAAAUCCAAGAGAAAAGCAAAUGCCAAAAUCCUAUGAGGAAAUGCCCCAGUAUCAAGAUACAGUGAAAAAGGAUUGGACUGAUGCCAAUAAAUUUAAUUACUUAAACAAUGAAGAUGAUGAAGAUUACCAAGAAAACUUAUCCUGA
Messenger RNA from Acanthosepion pharaonis, 2073 nucleotides. The record is from the annotation of a GenBank genome assembly. NCBI's taxonomy places the organism in Eukaryota, Metazoa, Mollusca, Cephalopoda, Sepiida, Sepiidae.